AUGGACCCAAAACAAUUCAGAAAGAAGCUCCUCAAAGAUUGGAGCUUGAAGGGUGGCCACCUGUUCGCAAAGCACUGGCCUGCACUGUACGCUUGGAUUGUGCGAGCAUUUAUAGAGAGUUCGACUGGGGACCGCGCAGUUGGCAGUGAAUUUUACAGACACAUCUUUGAAAUCCUUGAAUGGGGUCGCCGAAUUUGGUCGGAUAUCUCCAAGACGGACCGUGGGGUUGUUUUUGAAUUGAGUUUUGUUCGAGGGGUCAAAAGGCUGUACUUGACAGCUCUGCAUGAGGUGAUUAUUCCCUGUGGGCCAGAAGAUAAGUGA
Laccaria bicolor S238N-H82 is the source of this 321-nucleotide messenger RNA. RefSeq lists its product as uncharacterized. Lineage: Eukaryota; Fungi; Basidiomycota; Agaricomycetes; Agaricales; Hydnangiaceae. Bases 1 to 321 code for a protein of 106 amino acids. The record is from RefSeq and is a predicted model, not a curated record. The transcript is spliced from 2 exons.